AAGAGAGAGAGAAAAAAAUAUUUGAAUCCUGCUCCAUAAUUUUUACAUGCUCAACACAGAUGGUUCAAAGGAGUUUUUUUUUUAAAAUUAUUGUCCCUCUAACCCAGGAUUGCUUUUCAUUGCAAUGAAAAAGCUUCCUUCAGGCCUAUGAAAUAGCUUAAAGUACAACAAACCAGGUAAGGAGUAGGAAGACUACAGGGAAAUGGAGCCAUGCGCAUAUUUUUUGAUGGGGAACUGGUCAGUGUUGAUGUCCUUAGCAAGCCUGCAUAACCACUGGAAACCAGGGAGUAUGAUGGUGCAUUACAGCCUCAUUUAGACAGUCAUUUUUUUUCUCUUGUGUUUGUUCCAGGGAAGAUGGUGGAUUUUCCAGGGUAUACUCUAUCUGGUGCACUUGCCUCCUUCUUCUUCAUACUGCUGACCAUGAAGCUGUCAGAUGACUUUAAAGUGAUUAGUCCUGCCUAUCUUAUCCUGACCAAGGUCGGGGAAGAUGCCCUACUAACCUGUCAACUCCUCCCCAAGAGGACUGCGAUGCACAUGGAGGUGAGGUGGUAUCGCUUGGAGCCCAGCACACCUGUGUUUGCAUACAAGGAUGGGGCUGAGGUGACCGAGAUGCAGAUGGAGGAGUACAGAGGCCGGGUAGAGUGGUUAAAGGAUGACAUUGCUGAGGGAAAUGUGGCUCUGAAGAUUUACAACAUCCAGCCAUCCGACCAUGGGCAAUACUGGUGCCGUUUCCAAGAGGGAACUUACUGUGCAGAAACAAGCUUGCAGCUUGAAGUAGCAGGUCUGGGAUCUAGCCCUGAAAUCCACAUGGAGGGGACUGUGGAAAGUUGAGUCCAGCUUGUGUGCACUGCAGAAGGCUGGUACCCAGAGCCCCAGGUGUAUUGGAAAAAUACCAGGGGAGAGAAGAUACUGAGUCUCUCUGAGCACUACAUCCAAGAUAAGGAUGGCCUAUUCUAUGUGGAAUCCACUCUUGUGGUCAGGGAUGCCUUUACAGAGACCAUGUCCUGUGUCAUCUACAGCCCCAUUCUCAGUGAGGAGAAGAGGUCAGCCAUCUCUAUCCCAGGCAAAUUGCAGGCCUCCACAGCCUCCUUCAGGGUGAUAGGACCUUCCCAACCCAUCCUUGUCAGAGUGGGAGAAGACACACAAUUAACCUGUUAUCUGUCCCCCAAGGCUAAUGCACAGAGCAUGGAGGUGAGGUGGGUCCGAGCCCACCGUUAUCCUGCUGUUUACUUGCAUAUGGAUGGGGAACAUGUGGCUAGAGACCAGAUGGAAGAAUAUAGAGGGAGGACAGUGUUGGUGAGUGACGCAAUUGAUGAGGGGCGACUGACUCUGCAGAUCCACAAUGUCAGGACUUCAGAUGAUGGGCAGUACUGGUGCCUUUUUGAAAAAGAUGGUGUCUACCAGGAGACCAGUUUGGAUCUGAAGGUAGCAGGUUUGGGUUCUUCUCCACUGAUCACCAUGAAGAGAUGGAAGGAUGGAGAAAUACAGCUGGAGUGCUCUUCAGAUGGGUGGUUCCCACAGCCCCACGUGCAGUGGAGGGACAUGGAAGGAAAGACAAUACCCUUAUUUUCUGAGAACAUGACUCAAGACAGCCAUGGGCUGUUCCACGUGGAGACAUCUCUAUUGGUCAGGAACAGCUCCAUUGUGAAUGUGACCUGUUCCAUCAGCAACUCCCUUCUGGGCCAAGAGAAAACAACAACUUUUUCUCUUUCAGAUUUCAGAAUGGCUUAUUCAUGGAAGAUACUGCUUAUUUUGGCAAUAUUGCUUCUUGUUGGAACCGUAAGCCUGAACAGGAGAAAAAGCUAUAAAAAAGUGAAUGUGACAUUGGAUCCAAACACAGCUCAUCCAGAACUCAUUCUUUCUGAGGGAAACAAACAUGUGACCCAUGGAUGUACCUGGCAGAAGAUUCCAGACAUCCCACAGAGAUUUGACUGCCCUGUGUGCUGGGCCAAGAAGGGUUCAGGUCAGGGAGGUAGUACUGGGAAGUAG
Molecule: messenger RNA, 1989 nt
Organism: Loxodonta africana (African savanna elephant)
Lineage: Eukaryota; Metazoa; Chordata; Mammalia; Proboscidea; Elephantidae
Gene: BTNL2
Product: butyrophilin like 2
Exons: 8
Biological process (GO): regulation of cytokine production; T cell receptor signaling pathway
Cellular component (GO): external side of plasma membrane
Molecular function (GO): signaling receptor binding
Source: RefSeq, a predicted model, not a curated record